AUGCGUCCUAAACUCUCUCCGAUCCCACCCCUUUCUGCGAUUGAUAAACAUGUUUGGAAGCUGGCUCCAAAUGGGAGAUUUUCGGUUAAAACAUUCUAUAAUUUCUUGAAUGAUGGAGGAAUUCAUUGUCAUAAGACUAAUGUCAUUCUCAAAGGCGGCUGUCCAAAAAAGAUCAACCUCUUCAACUGGCUUGCUUGGGAUAACAAAAUCUUGACUCUAGACAACCUAGAUAGCCGCAAAUGUAAUGUUUUACCUACGCCUACUUGUGUGAUGUGCCACGCAGGUAUGGAGACUGCUGAGCACUUGCUGAUCCACUGCCCAAUGGCUUCCUACAUAUGGACUUACUUUAGUCAACUUUUAGGCAUCCGAUGUUCGCCUAGAUCCCUUACUGACCUUUGGGGUGAUUGUCGUCGGUCUAUUCCAAAAAUUUUACUUCCGUCCUGGGAUUUGUUGCUAAAGGCUAUCACUUGGGUUAUUUGGCUAGAAAGAAAUGCUCGCAUUUUCACUGCUAGUUGUCUCUUGACUGUUGCUUUGAUUUUAAAGAUUGAGCAUUUGGUUCUCUCUUGGUUUUCUGCAGCUCCAGAAUCGAAGAGGGCAAAACUUGAGGAUCCGAUGGCUAAGGUCAAGAGAAGCCUUGAGUAUCUGUCUUCCAGUGAUGCGAUUCCUGUUGCCCCUGCGGAGCGAUCCCCCCCUCCAGGCGAGAUGUAG
This is a messenger RNA of Dioscorea cayenensis subsp. rotundata (Guinea yam), 708 nucleotides long. RefSeq lists its product as uncharacterized. The transcript has a single exon. The coding region runs from base 1 to 708 and encodes 235 amino acids. The record is from RefSeq and is a predicted model, not a curated record. NCBI's taxonomy places the organism in Eukaryota, Viridiplantae, Streptophyta, Magnoliopsida, Dioscoreales, Dioscoreaceae.